UAAAACUGGAAAGUCCUAAUAAUCUAGCAGAAUUUAAAGAAGCAAGUAUUGAGUCUCGGGAAUGUAACUGCAUGUCUCGUGGUGUUGAAGCUGGUCAAGAAUUUAAUAAUGCUGGUAACAAAAGCUCCAAGUCUAUGAAAUCAGUGCACUCUAUUUCAAGUUUGACUUCUACCCAUGAACUUAAUGGUCAUGGAUUCAUGCCUGCUCUUGGUGAAAUGCUUAAGAUGUCGGGGACAAGAUGGAAAAGGCCCUUCAGAAGCACAGC
Messenger RNA from Cherax quadricarinatus, 265 nucleotides. The record is from RefSeq and is a predicted model, not a curated record. NCBI's taxonomy places the organism in Eukaryota, Metazoa, Arthropoda, Malacostraca, Decapoda, Parastacidae.